AUGAAUAUUCCCAAAGGUCGCGACUGGGAUAGCUUUAAAGACUCUUACAAAGUUGAAUCUUUUUUGGGUAAAGGUGGCUUCGGAACUGUCUACAGUGGAAUUCGGAGAAAAGAUAAUUUACCUGUGGCCGUUAAAGUUAUUGAAAAAGAAAAAGUAAUUGAAUUUAGCCAACUGGAGGGCAUCCCCGUUACUCUGGAGAUCGUCCUUUUGCGGAAAGUGGCUAACGUCCCUGGUGCCGUUCGAAUGUUGGACUGGUAUGUGAGCUCCCAUUCAUUUGUAAUCGUCAUGGAAAGGCCCGAACAUGUUGUGGAUCUCUUCGACUACAUCACCGAAAAGGGACCCCUGAAUGAAGAGGUCAGCCGACGAUUUUUUACCCAAAUUGUCCAAACUGUCUACAGCAUCCACAACAUGGGUGUUAUUCAUAGAGACAUCAAAGAUGAGAAUAUCCUUGUCGACUUGAAAACUGGAAUGCUGAAACUGAUUGAUUUUGGAUCCGGUGCCAUGCUCAAAGACUCCAUUUAUCUAGAUUUUGAUGGUACGAGAGUGUACAGUCCCCCAGAAUGGAUUAAACAUCAUAGAUACCAUGGUCGCUCUGCCACAGUUUGGUCACUUGGGAUUCUUCUUUUUGACAUGGUCUGUGGAGAUAUUCCUUUUGAGCACGACGAUCAAAUUAUAAAGGCUGAAUUGAAAUUCAAAGAGAAUUUAUCAAAAGAUGUGAAAGACUUGAUUCGCUGUUGUUUAUCUGUGCGUCCCUCGGACCGACCCAGUCUCGAAGCCAUCCUGAAUCAUAAAUGGUUAAAAAACAUACCCCCAGUUGAUGCUUCUAAAAGAACUGUACAAGCCUCCCCCACAGAACCUGCCUGCACUCUGUCUAGGCAGGGGAGUAUAUGA
This is a messenger RNA of Acanthosepion pharaonis, 891 nucleotides long. The record is from the annotation of a GenBank genome assembly. NCBI's taxonomy places the organism in Eukaryota, Metazoa, Mollusca, Cephalopoda, Sepiida, Sepiidae.